AGAGCAUCAUUAUAGUAAGAGCUCUGCCUCCCCUGCUCUCUUCCUCCAUCUCAUGCGCACAGAGCCACAUACACACACAGACACACACACACACGCACACGCACACAUGCGCACACACACUCACACACGCACGCACACACACACACACUCACACACGCACACACUCACACCCGCGCGCACGCACUAGUCUCACUCACACCCGCAUGCAGGCGCACUCCACCGACAGUCUAACUUCACUCCCUAUUUCACCUUCUGACGGAAACACAAUCGCCACCACGCGGCGUAGCGUAAUCCAACAGCGAGACACAGUGCUGGUCCUCAGAUGGCGGUGAUGUGCGUGGAGCAGUUACACGGGCGAUGAAGAGAUAGAAGAAGAAAGAGAGAAGAGAGGGAGGGGGGUGCGCUCAGGCUGUUGUGCGGAGCCCUGACGGCAUGCGGCUCUGUGCGGAUCGGAUCCUCAGGGGACGGAGCUCGCGCUGAUGGAUGAUAACGGACAGCCCGCUGAGUGCGCGGACGGGGCCGGCCAGUCCUGCAGCCAUGAGGGGGCCAUCCUGCGGACCCAUGCAGCACAGCGCCCGGGCCCGGGGGCCGCCGAGGUGCCCGCCACAGACCUCAGCCAGCACAACAUGCACGACCCCCCGUGGGAGGAGGCAUGGGAGGAGGUGCAGGAGGAGCUGCUGCUGCUGAAUCAGACGACGGACACGGACAAGUCUCCUGUGGGGGGCGCUGAGGAGGUCUCCGUCACCAAGCUUUGGGAGCAGCUGACCCAGAGAGACCAAGAACUGUGCCGUGCGAAGGAGGCCUUACAAGCAAUGAAGGCUGACCGGAAGCGAUUGAAAAUGGAGAAGGAAGACUUGGAGAAGCAAAUGCAGGAGCUGUAUGCCACACUGGAGAGCCGAGAGGAGCAGCUUAGAGACUUUAUCCGCAAUUAUGAGCAGCACAGGAAGGAGAGUGAGGAUGCUGUGAAGAUGUUGGCAAAGGAGAAGGACCUACUGGAGAGAGAGAAGUGGGAACUAAAGAGGGAGAGUAAAGAAGCAAUAGACUGUGCCAAUAUCCUGCACUCCAAGCUUCAGCUGAGAGAAAAGAAGAGCAAGGAGCUGGAGGCUGAACUCAGCAUUGCAAAGCAGUCCCUGUCAAACCUCACUAAGGAUGUUCCCAAGCGCCAUUCCCUGGCCACACCCACUGAACUUGUUGCCCCAGGAAACCAGGAAUGGACGAAACAGGCAGAACUGCCCCUCACUGCCGCCAUUAGACAGAGUCAGCUGACCCUUUGCCAUGGGCAAGCAAUCGUGAGGAACAGCAUAUGCCACUCGCGCCAAUCAUCCAUCAUUUCUGACACUUCUGCUACUGAGGGCGACCGGUCCUCCUCCCCCAGCGACACCAGCUCCCCCCACCACAGGACACACUCCCCCUGCAAUUCGGUGGAGGAGCUGGAGGAGCAGAAGUGUAAGAAGAAGAGGGAGGUGCUGAGUCUGGGCUCGCUGUCUCGGGUCUUCUCCCGGGUGAAGCAGCACAGGUCUGUGGACCCAGGUUCAAAAGCUGCUACACUGCCAUCUGCUGGUCAUGAUAUCACACAACAGCUCAGGCUUUGCUUCCACAAAGAUGACCUCUCCAGGAGCACUGACUGUGAUCAUUAAUGCGCUUUGACAUUUCUAAGCCCAGAUUUAAUGGCCUGACUUUAGAGCGAAGUGAUCCUGGAACUGAGUUAGUCUUCAUAAUCCAAGAUAAUCCCCUGCAGAAAAUAAUUAACCCAGAUGAGAUGAGAGAACUGGCUAAUCACCGGAAUAAUUAGGAGUAAGCAUGUGUGUAUAAAAAAAACAGUAAGGACAUUUUCUGAGAUAUGGCGAUGGAGCUUGUGCAAUGAUUUCACUGGCCCUCUAUACAUAAUUGAUAUGGUUUGUCUCUAGAUUUUAUAUGGCUUUUAUAUAAAAGUGCUGAUAGUGCAUUGGUGUAUUUUGUAAAGGAUUGUUGCUUGGCCAGUUCAAUAGUGCCUGAUCAGAGUUUGUCAUUGGUUAUGCAUGGCAAGUAGGCUAUAUAAAAGCUUUGGGGAUAAAAACAUAAUUGUAUAUGAAUUCUGAAUUUAAAAAAAGAAAACUGCUAUUAGCAUCGAAAAAUUGAAUAUUUUGUGUUGUGUCUUGUGAAUAAAAAGGAUGUAUUAAUCAGAGGAAUCCACAAAAGGUAAAAUGUUGUAUUUAUCAGAAUAAUUACAUAUAUGCUAUAAUAUAUAUGCUAUAAUAUGAUAUAAUAUAAUAUGUGCUAUAAAAUUAGGCAGAAUGGUCUGCUGAAAUAGAUUUUCAUAUUAAUAAAGUAUGUAAACAUA
Messenger RNA from Conger conger (European conger), 2320 nucleotides. RefSeq names its product kazrin, periplakin interacting protein b (gene kaznb). The record is from RefSeq and is a predicted model, not a curated record. Lineage: Eukaryota; Metazoa; Chordata; Actinopteri; Anguilliformes; Congridae. The transcript has 9 exons. Bases 480 to 1637 code for a protein of 385 amino acids.